CAGAACUAAAAUCUGUCUUCCUGUCUUCUGGAAAUAGAAAUUAUUGAAUUGUUGUAAACUUGUAAAUUAUUUACUUUAAAAUUCUUUACUUUAUCGUCAAAUAAUGAAUGAAGAAUCUAAUAAUAAUGUCAAAGAAAUUAAGGAACUAUUUCACCAGGAAUACAUAAUUAUGGCUGAAUAUCGAAUGUUGCAAACAGAAAAUUUACAAGGGAUUUAUGUAAUCCCCUCAUACGAAAACUCAUUUUUAUGGUUUGGAGUUAUAUUUGUCAGAGCUGGUUCAUAUGAAGGUGGAAUAUUCAGAUUCACAUUGACGUUACCUGAAAAGUUUCCAGAUGAUGAAGUACCGAUUUUAACAUUUACUCCAAGUCUUUACCAUCCAGCAGUUGAUGCCAACACAGGCACCUUAAACUUAAGUGAAGUGUUUCCACAAUGGGAUCGUAAAAGAAACCAUAUUUGGCAAAUAUUGAAAUAUUUACAUUGGAUAUUUCAUAAUUUGAACAUGAAAGUCCCUUCCAACAUUGAAGCUUCUGCUGCGUAUAAAUCAAAUCGAAAACUCUUCUUGGACAAAGUAAGGGAAUGUGUUGUAUCAAGUAUAGAUCAUGUGUUUGAUGACCCCCCCACCGAAGACAAACACUACAUAACGUUUAAACCAUAUGAUCCAGAAAUCCAUGAUCCAGCAAAGAAUAUGAUGCUUAAACCUCCGAAGCCAAAUGAGGGUCAUAAUCAAGGAAUUUCAUGGGUACAAGCAGGAUCAUAUCAGCCAUUUACAAAAGAAGAAACCACAUAGCCAAGAUCAGAAAUAUAUUCAAUUAAAUUUAAACAAGACUUCAUAAGAAGUAAGAUAAUAAUCCUAUUUAAACAUUAAAAUGCCAUAUGAAUUAACUGUGAUAGUAUCUAAAACAAGUUGGCCUUAAAUAAAGUAAACUAAGAACAAAUAAACUUAUAAAAUAA
Messenger RNA from Ostrinia furnacalis (Asian corn borer), 951 nucleotides. RefSeq names its product ubiquitin E2 variant domain-containing protein pendolino. Bases 104 to 787 code for a protein of 227 amino acids. The transcript has 5 exons. NCBI's taxonomy places the organism in Eukaryota, Metazoa, Arthropoda, Insecta, Lepidoptera, Crambidae. The record is from RefSeq and is a predicted model, not a curated record.